This is a messenger RNA of Colletotrichum abscissum, 936 nucleotides long. RefSeq names its product eukaryotic translation initiation factor 2 alpha subunit. The coding region runs from base 1 to 936 and encodes 311 amino acids. Gene Ontology annotation, cellular component: eukaryotic 48S preinitiation complex; eukaryotic translation initiation factor 2 complex. NCBI's taxonomy places the organism in Eukaryota, Fungi, Ascomycota, Sordariomycetes, Glomerellales, Glomerellaceae. The transcript is spliced from 3 exons. Gene Ontology annotation, biological process: translational initiation. Gene Ontology annotation, molecular function: ribosome binding; RNA binding; translation initiation factor activity. The record is from RefSeq and is a predicted model, not a curated record.
AUGGCGGAACCGAACUACAGUCACUUUCGAUACUUCGAAAACAAGUACCCCGAGAUCGAUGAGUUCGUCAUGGUCAACGUCAAGCAGAUUGCCGAGAUGGGUGCCUACGUCAAGCUUCUCGAGUACGACAACAUUGACGGCAUGAUUCUGCUUUCCGAACUUUCGAGACGUCGCAUCAGAAGUAUCCAGAAGCUCAUCCGUGUGGGCCGCAACGAGGUUGUCGUCGUCCUUCGUGUCGACAAGGAGAAGGGUUAUAUCGAUCUUUCCAAGCGUCGUGUGUCGCCAGAGGAUAUCAUCAAGUGCGAGGAGCGGUACAACAAGGGCAAGAUGGUCCACUCCAUCAUGCGCCACGUUGCCGAGAAGACCCUUACCCCGAUCGAGCAGCUCUACGAGACCAUCGCAUGGCCCCUCAACAAGAAGUACGGCCAUGCGAUUGACGCCUUCAAGCUGUCUAUCACGAACGCCGAGGUCUGGAACGACGCCACCUUCCCCAGCGAGGCCGUCUCCGAGGAGUUGAAGUCAUAUAUCGCGAAGCGUCUCACCCCUCAACCUACAAAGGUCCGUGCCGACGUUGAGGUCACCUGCUUCGGAUACGAGGGUAUCGACGCUGUCAAGAACGCCCUGCGCACCGCCGAGGCGCGCAACGACGACCAGACCCAGGUCAAGGUCAGACUCGUGUCCCCCCCUCUGUACGUUCUGACCAGCACGUGUCUGGACAAGAACCUCGGUAUCACCCGCCUCGAGGAGGCCAUUGUCGAGAUCCGCAACAGCAUCGAGGCUGCGGGCGGUUCGUUGGUGGUGAAGAUGGAGCCCAAGGCCGUUACGGAGAGCGACGACGCCGAGCUGCAGGCUCUCAUGGAGAAGAGGGAGCGCGAGAACGCCGAGGUCAGUGGUGACGAGAGUGUCUCUGAGAGCGACGACAACCCGGAGGUUUAG